Symbiodinium natans is the source of this 660-nucleotide messenger RNA. Lineage: Eukaryota; Dinophyceae; Suessiales; Symbiodiniaceae. The record is from the annotation of a GenBank genome assembly.
AUGUUUUGCAUGAAGGCCUUUGGUGCCGCGGUUCAACCUGCUGGGACAACCUUCGUGGGGGCAUCUGUGGCGGCUGUUUCUGCAGUCUCAGGUUCCGAAGAUAAGCCGCAGGAAAGGACGAAGCGGCGCAUGCUGAUGCCCAAGAACAUCAAGUGGCGAAAGCCACACAAGCCUCCGGUGAAGCCUUGGGACACCAACAAGUGGAAGUUCAAGGGCGAGGCCUACAAGGGCAACAAACCCUACUUCGGCAAGUAUGCCCUGCAGAUUCUCGAGGAGGCAUGGGUCAAUGCACCAAACAUUGAGGCCUGCCGUCGAAUGAUGGUGCGAACUCUACGACGUGACGGUGGAAAAGUGUGGCUGCGAACCUUUCCGCACUCUGCCAUUACAUGGCGUGGAAAAGAGACACGAAUGGGUGGCGGCAAAGGAACCAUCCAGUACUGGGUGCAGGCCGUCCGCCCGGGCUACAUCCUUUUCGAGGUAGAUGGAUGCACUGAGGACACUGCCCGCCGAGCAUUUCACUACAUCAUGAAGUACCUGCCGUUCAAGACCAAGUUCCUCAUCAAGGAUACUCCGUCACGCUUUGAGCUGGGCCUGGCAGGCAGCAUCAAGAGCACAAAGCACAUCCCGAAAGAGUUCCGCAAGAAGUCCGACGAAGACUGA